This is a messenger RNA of Pararge aegeria (speckled wood butterfly), 1613 nucleotides long. It is a transcript of the gene EloC, whose product is annotated as elongin-C. Gene Ontology annotation, cellular component: elongin complex. NCBI's taxonomy places the organism in Eukaryota, Metazoa, Arthropoda, Insecta, Lepidoptera, Nymphalidae. The transcript has 4 exons. Gene Ontology annotation, biological process: ubiquitin-dependent protein catabolic process. Bases 144 to 587 code for a protein of 147 amino acids. The record is from RefSeq and is a predicted model, not a curated record. Gene Ontology annotation, molecular function: protein-macromolecule adaptor activity.
UGACAUUUAACAAGAAAAAUAAUAACCUUACUCAUCGAGUCAGUUCCUGAAAUUAAAUUUCAAAGCACAAAUCACAAGGCAGUGAUAAAAAAAAUCAAAUUUCUCCUAUAACAGUGUUUUUGAUAGAGUAACUUUUGUGAACCAUGUCGGACCAGAAUGUUGGAUCAGCUCCACCCUCUGCAGCCCCUUCAGCAACCAGCGUGGCUGAAGAACAAAGAUCUGGGAGCCUUGCUGCAGGCUCAGGUGGUACUGGGUCAGAAGAGAAGGUGUAUGGUGGAUGUGAAGGACCCGACGCGAUGUACGUAAAGCUGGUCUCCUCCGACGGCCACGAGUUCAUUGUGAAGAGAGAGCACGCUCUAACGUCUGGCACCAUCAAAGCAAUGUUGAGUGGCCCCGGACAGUUUGCCGAAAAUGAGGCCAACGAAGUUAACUUUAGGGAGAUACCGUCACAUGUCCUGCAAAAGGUAUGCAUGUACUUCACAUACAAGGUCCGUUACACGAACUCUUCAACUGAGAUCCCAGAGUUUCCCAUCGCUCCAGAAAUUGCUCUGGAACUCCUCAUGGCUGCCAAUUUCCUCGACUGUUAGGUAAAUGGUCAAGAAGCAGCAAAGGUGUUAAUGAAAUCUGGCGUAUUUUCUUGGCUACUGACUAGUUAUAAGCUCUAUAGAUUGUUGGACAUAAACAUUCUUAGUCAAAAGGCGAUAUAUUCAAUCUGCCAAGUGGUCCUUGAACUUAUUUAAUAUUACGUAGAAUUAAAGUUGUCGACACUAGUACAGCUAGUUGUCAGUUUCAAGUUAUAAUGGAUAUAAGAAUAUUAAAUAUGAAACCUACACAUGGACCGCAAUUUUUAACUUGGUAGCAGAUAUCAGCAGGCUUACUACAAGUUAAGCUUAAAAAGAUGUAAUUAAUUUAAAUUUUCGUUCAUGUAGGGCCUACAAAUCAUACAUAGAUAUUUGUUUCCAUUAUUGUGAGGUUAUUAUUUUAAAAUGAGUUUUAUUUUACAUACCUUCACACACCUAAAGUAAGGAUUAUAAUUCUGAAACAAAGGCAUCAACAAUUUUAAAUUUUACUGCUUAUAAAUGCCAUGGCAAGAACGCUGUAACCGUAAAAUCAUAAAACAGUAAACACGUUUUAUUAGAUACCGAAGUAAAAAAAACUACGUAAUUAUUAAGCUUUCUUGCUAGAAAUUUAUUUAAAAUUUCGAUCAUUUUUAAUAAAAUAAUGUAUGCUAACUAAUUGAUAAGUAUCAAAUCUAUUUCACCAUUUCUGUACAUUUAAAUAUCUUCUAUUACAGAAGAUAUUAGCGCCAAAAAUUGUCUAACAAAUGAAAUAUUUUAAGUUAAAUCUAUAAGUUCUUAACUAUUUAUUUAUAAAAACAAUGUAACUUCUUAAAAUGAAACUAUUAUAGUUACUAGAUUGUAUUUUUAUUUAGCAAUAUGUAUUUAAUUUAUUUUUUUCCAAAACUGUAUUUAUGUAUGUAUAUCUAUUUCAUUACAUUUCUACUUUCAGAGUAAUAGUCGACUUUGCUUUAAAUCAGCGAAUUUAUUUUGCGUGCCACAUUGCGUUUGUAACUGUUUAUGUAUUUUUUUUUAAUAAAUUGUAAACUUUAUUGA